AUGUCCCGGCCCCCAGGCUUCUCUAGCGGCGGCGGCCUGCCGUCCCUUUCCUCCGACGAUAUGUGCCCCGUCUGCAAAACCAUACGCUACCUCAACAAAGACAUGGAAUUCCUCAUCAACCCCGAAUGCUACCACUCGAUGUGCGUGAACUGCGUGAACCGACUCUUCAAUGACGGACCCAACCAAUGUCCCUACGCAGGCUGCCACAAAACUCUCCGCCGCAAAGGUUUCCGCUCCGCCUUCUUCAGCGAUCUCUCCGUGGAGCGUGAGGUCGACAUCCGGCGGCGAGUCGCAGCCGUCUUCAACCAGCAGGAAGACGACUUCGAGACGUUACGGGACUAUAACGAUUACCUGCAGAUGGUGGAGGAUCUGACGUUUGAUUUAGUCUGGGGGAGUGAAGCGAAGAGGCGCGAGGCGGAGGCAACGCUUAUGCGCUGGGAGGCGGAGCAUCGGGCCGAGAUCGAGCGCAAUAGGAAAGCCGGUCGCGAGGCCGACGAGCUGCAUCGGCGGCGGUUACAAGCUGAGCGUGAAGCAGCGCGCCAGCGCCGCCUGGAUGCCCUCCGCGAAGCGGAAGAAGAACGUCGCGACCGUGCAAGAAGUCGCGAAGCGGAGCUCGACGCCCUGGCCCAAGCCGGCACGCAGCAAGCAACCGACGGCACAGCACAGCAAAGAGUCCAGCUCAAGAAGCGUGGGCAGGCAGCGAACCGUGCCGUGGACGCAGCCGUUGCUGCUGCUGCCACCGCAGGCGAUGUAGGGAAGUUAUCGAUCCGGGGCCUCAAGGAGAAGAAGAAGGCUCCCGUGGCGGAGGGCCCAUACGAUCCGUUCGGCGGGAUGGAAUUCGUUCCGAGCCGGUAUCGUGUUCGCGAGGAGCUGAAUCAUCCUUCGUUGGACAAGUACCGGAUCGAUCAGCAGCAUAUUACGGGCGGGUACAGUUUCUUAGACUACAUUUCAAGGGCGAUGUUCGAGGCGUUUGCGGGAUUGGCGGUGUUUAUUGAGGAUGAGAAGGAGGCGGGUAUUGGGUUGUCUGCGGGAGAGGUGGCGGGAAUGAGUGCUGGGAUGGCGGCCGUGGGGGACAAGAUGGAGCUUGACUGA
This is a messenger RNA of Thermochaetoides thermophila DSM 1495, 1092 nucleotides long. RefSeq lists its product as uncharacterized. Lineage: Eukaryota; Fungi; Ascomycota; Sordariomycetes; Sordariales; Chaetomiaceae. The transcript has a single exon. Gene Ontology annotation, cellular component: transcription factor TFIIH holo complex. Gene Ontology annotation, biological process: nucleotide-excision repair; positive regulation of cyclin-dependent protein serine/threonine kinase activity; regulation of transcription by RNA polymerase II. Gene Ontology annotation, molecular function: cyclin-dependent protein serine/threonine kinase activator activity. The coding region runs from base 1 to 1092 and encodes 363 amino acids. The record is from RefSeq and is a predicted model, not a curated record.